AUGUCCAACAGCAGCUCCAUCAGCCACUUCCUCCUGCUGCCAUUGGCAGACACACGGCAGCUGCAGCUCCUGCACUUCUGCCUCUUCCUGGGCAUCUCCCUGGCUGCCCUCCUGGCCAACGGCCUCAUCAUCAGCACCAUUGCCUGCGGCCACCACCUGCACACCCCCAUGUUCUUCUUCCUGCUCAACCUGGCCUUCACUGACCUGGGCUCCAUCUGCACCACUGUCCCCAAAGCCAUGCACAAUUCCCUCUGGGACACCAGGAACAUCUUCUAUGAAGGAUGUGCUGCACAGGUUUUUCUGAUUUUCUUCUUCCUGGGAACAGAGUGUUUUCCCUCUACCAUCAUGUGCUACGACCGCUAUGUGUCCAUCUGCAAACCCCUGUACUACAGGACCCUCCUGGGCAGCAGAGCUUGUGCCCACAUGGCAGCAGCUGCCUGGGGCAGUGGUUUUAUGUGUUCUCAGCUGCACACGGCCAAUACAUUUUCUCUGCCCCUGUGCCAUGGCAAUGUGCUGGGCCAGUUCUUCUGUGAAAUCCCACACAUCCUCAAGCUCUCCUGCUUCAAAUCCUAUUUCAGGGAACUUGGGCUUCUUGCUGUUUCUGGCUGUUUGGUAUUUGUAUGUUUUGUGUUCAUUGUUUUCUCCUAUGUGCAGAUCUUCAGGGCCGUGCUGAGGAUACCCUCUAAGCAAGGACAGCACAAAGCCUUUUCCACCUGCCUCCCUCACCUGGCUGUGGUCUCCCUGUUUCUCAGCACUGGCACAUUUGCCCACAUGAAGCCCCCCUCAGUCUCUUUGCCAUCCCUGGAUCUGUCCCUGUCAGUUCUGUACUCGGUGGUGCCUCCAACCCUGAAUCCUCUCAUCUACAGCCUGAGGAACCAGGAGCUUAAGGAUGGCUUGAGGGAAGUUAUUUUAAAUGUCUUUCAGAAGGAAUAA
This is a messenger RNA of Ficedula albicollis (Collared flycatcher), 933 nucleotides long. RefSeq names its product olfactory receptor 14A16-like. The record is from RefSeq and is a predicted model, not a curated record. Gene Ontology annotation, cellular component: membrane. Gene Ontology annotation, biological process: G protein-coupled receptor signaling pathway. Lineage: Eukaryota; Metazoa; Chordata; Aves; Passeriformes; Muscicapidae. The transcript is spliced from 2 exons. Bases 1 to 933 code for a protein of 310 amino acids. Gene Ontology annotation, molecular function: olfactory receptor activity; G protein-coupled receptor activity.